This is a messenger RNA of Podarcis lilfordi (Lilford's wall lizard), 3798 nucleotides long. The record is from the annotation of a GenBank genome assembly. NCBI's taxonomy places the organism in Eukaryota, Metazoa, Chordata, Lepidosauria, Squamata, Lacertidae.
AUGGCCUCUGAGACCCCCUCUGAACGGUCUCUUCUCAGAGGUGGAGUGGAAAGAGGAGCCAGGCAGCUUCCUCAGGUAGCGAAAGAGCAACGGGAGCAGGGAGGAGGGAAGAGGCACAGAUGGGACCACCCAGCCUCCCUCUGUGUUGAGUGGGAAUGAUGGGGAUCUAAGAGCAGCUCUGUCUUCUUCCUCUUCUUCUUCCAGGCCCUCUUGACCUUUGAGGAGGUGGCUGUGUUUUUCACGGAGGAGGAGUGGGCUCUGCUGGAUCCUGGCCAAAGAGCUCUGCACAAGGAAGUCAUGGAGGAGAAUUAUGAGAUGGUGGCCUCUCUAGGUAAGGGCAGAUUUGUAACCCUCUUGUCUGUUAGACGUUGGAGGUGUGAAUCUGCUGUUUGAGCCAUUUAUUCAUGCUGUGUCUUCUUCUUUGGCAACCUCUUAUAGCUGAGUAAGAUUGUCUUCCACGAACACGGUUUUAACGGUGUGUCCGUAAUUGACUGUAGAGUCCAAUUCUGGAUCCACACAUCCUUUGGCAGUGGGGACAUAGGUUUCCGGGCAGGAGUUAAUCACAGCGAGGUUUUGCUAAACAUGCUUUCCUCGUCCUGAGUAUGUGCUUCUUCAAAGUCCAUGAAGCCUUUGGUAAAGCUAUUUUCCAGUUGGCACUCUUGCAAGCCAGUGUUUCCCAAUUUUCUAUGCCUAUACCCCAUUUUUUUAGAUUAGCCUUCAGAAUAUCUUGAAACCACUUUAGUUGUCCACCUGUAUUUCACUUUCCAUUCUUAAGUUGGAAAUAGAGUAGUUGCUUUGGAAGACAAUAAUCAGGCAUCUGAACAACCUGACCUGCCCAACGAAGUUGAUGUUGAAGAUUGUAGUUUAUAACAACGCUGUACUUUUAUCAGUAGGUAACUCUUCAUAAGCUGAUAUUGUGGUAUGAAUUCCCCCAAAAAACCAAAAAAGGGAAAAUCAACAAAGAGACUCACAGGUUAAUAAUUGUGGUAUGAGGUUUCCUGGUCCAUAUCAUUUAUUAGCUUUUAAUGGGCCAGCAGAUACUUUGUUGCCUCUGCUUCAAAAGUUUAAUAUUUUUGUAUAUUUUUAGAGUCAUAUAAAGUAAUAUCUCUGGUUACAAACCGUCCUCCUUGCAAAAGCUUCGGCUUACGAGCUCUGCUAACCCAGAAGUAGGUCUCCUGGUUGCAAAUUUUGCCCCAGGAUGCGAGCGGAAUCGCCCCAUUAGUGAAAGUGUGCCUCAGGUUAAGAACGGUUUCGAGUUGAGAACGGACCUCUGGAACAAAUUAAGUUCAUAACCAGAGGUACCACUGUAUUAGUAAUAUAGCACUUAUGUUUUACUUAUUCCUCAUAGAGUGGCUCUGAUACUCAGGUCUGAGCUCAUCUCCUCGUUUGGAACUGAAAAAUACAGGCAUGUUGUCCUGGACAGAUUGAGAGGUCCAUACUUCCACUUUGCUGGGAGACUGUACCUUUGUAUGUCUCCUUUCAGUGUGUAGGAAUAUAAAACCGGUCCUGAAAGACCUGCAUUGGCUCCCAGUACAUUUUCGAGCACAAUUCAAAGUGUUGGUGUUGACCUUUAAAGCCCUAAAUGGCCUUGUCCCAGUAUACCUGAAGGAGGGUCUCCACCCCCAUUGUUCUGCCCGGACGCUGAGGUCCAGUACCGAGGGCCUUCUGGCAGUUCCCUCAUUGUGAGAAGCAAAGCUACAGGGAACCAGGCAGAGGGCCUUCUUGGUAGUGGCGCCUGCCCUGUGGAACGCCCUCCCAUCAGAUGUCAAAGAGAUAAACAACUACCAGACUUUUAGAAGACAUCUGAAGGCAGCCCUGUUCAGGGAAGUUUUUAAUGUGUGAUGUUUUAAUGUAUUUUUAAUCUUUGUUGGAAGCCGCCCAGAAUGGCUGGGGAAACACAGCCAGAUGGGUGGGGUACAAGUAAAUUAUUAUCAUUAUCGUUAUCAUUAAAAAGAGCCAUUUGGAUCAGAAUGAGGGCCCAUCUUUUCCAGCAUCCUGGUGCAGGUGUAGGUGAUGUCUACAGUGGGUUGGAAUGUAUCAGCAAGAAAUUACAGAUCAUGGAGGAAGGAGAAAACUGAAUACAGAGGUGCAGCAUUUUCACAGGAGGGGGAAAGUGUGUCCCUCCAGAUGUUGCUGCACUACAACUCCCGCCAUCCCUGGUCAUUGGCCGUCUUUGCUUGGGUUGAUGCUACUUAGAGUCCAACCACAUCUGGAGGGCCAUAGAUGUCUCACCUCACCACAGAAGAAAAGGUGCUGAUUGGCCUUGCUGUGUGUUAAGUUCUCUGGUUCUCUUCCUUGAAUACCUAACAAUAUUUUCUUAUCUUCCACCCGCAACACUUUAAACCAGGUGAUGGAGAAGGCAAUCAGAAUUUUGAGGGGCCAUCUGUAAAGUACUUCAGUGUGAGUGAACACCUUAGGACACAUCUUCAAACUAACACUGAGGAGAAACCCUUUAAAUGUAUGGAGUGCGGAAAAAGCUUCAGUGAAAAGGGAAAACUUACCAUACAUCAACGAAUUCACACAGGGGAGAAACCAUUUGAAUGUAUGCAGUGUGGAAAGAACUUCAGACAGUCUUCACACCUUACUGUACAUCAACGAACUCACACAGGGGAGAAACCAUUUAAAUGUACUGAGUGCGGGAAGUGCUUCAGUGAGAGUGGAAGUUUUACUCUACAUCAAAGAAUUCAUACGGGGGAAAGGCCAUAUAAAUGUAUUGAGUGUGGGAAGUGUUUCAGUGAAAGUAGAAAACUUACUGUACAUCAACAAAUUCACACAGGGGAGAAACCCUUUAAAUGUACGGAAUGUGGAAAAAGCUUCAGUCAGAGUGGAAGCCUUACUGUACAUCAACAAAUUCACAGAGAGGAAAAACCAUUCCGAUGUUUGGAGUGCGGAAAGAGCUUUAGUCAGAGUGGAAGCCUUACUAUACAUCAACGGACUCACACAGGGGAGAAACCAUUCAGAUGUAUGGAGUGUGGGAAAUGCUUCAGUCAGUGUUCACACCUUACUAGACAUCAUCGGACUCACACAGGGGAGAAACCAUUUAAAUGUAUGGAGUGUGGGAAGGGCUUCAGUCACAAUGGAAUACUUACUGUUCAUCUACGAACUCACACAGGGGAGAAACCAUUUAAAUGUAUGGAGUGUGGGCAGAGCUUCAUUCACAAUGGAAUCCUUACUGUACAUCAACGAACUCACACAGGGGAGAAACCAUUUAAAUGUAUGGAGUGUGGAAAGACCUUCAGUCAGUGUUCACACCUUACUAUACAUCAACGAACUCACACUGGGGAGAAACCAUUUAAAUGUAUGGAGUGUGGGAAGGGCUUCAGUCACAAUGGAAUCCUUACUGUACAUCAACGAACUCAUACAGGGGAGAAACCAUUUAAAUGUAUGGAUUGUGGGAAGGGUUUCAGUGAGAGUGGAGCUCUUACAAGACAUCAACAAACUCACACAGGGGAGAAACCAUUUAAAUGUAUGGAGUGCGGAAAGAGCUUCAGACACACCUCACACCUUACUCUACAUCUACGAACUCACACAGGGGAGAAACCAUUUAGAUGUAUGCAGUGUGGAAAGAGCUUCAGUCGGUGUUCACAUCUUAAUAUACAUCUACGAACGCACACAGGGGAGAAACCAUUUAAAUGUAUACAUUGUGGAAAGGGUUUCAUUGAGAGUGGAGCUCUUACUAAACAUCAACGAUCUCACACAGGGGAGAAACCAUUUAAAUGUUUGGAGUGUGGAAAGUGCUUCGGUAAGAGUGUAACUCUUAGAAAACAUCAGCAAACUCACAGAAAAGCAACUGUUUAA